Messenger RNA from Colletotrichum orchidophilum, 351 nucleotides. RefSeq lists its product as uncharacterized. The record is from RefSeq and is a predicted model, not a curated record. The transcript has a single exon. NCBI's taxonomy places the organism in Eukaryota, Fungi, Ascomycota, Sordariomycetes, Glomerellales, Glomerellaceae. The coding region runs from base 1 to 351 and encodes 116 amino acids.
AUGUCCGGAAUGCACUCCACCUUCUCCAGCUCCAUCACCGGGGACAGCCGUCACAGCUACACCCUUCUCUCCGCGUUACAACAGGGCAACAAAGCCUCCAGCAACAGCUCCCCCCGCCCGCAAGCCUCCUCACCCUACCAAAAGGAUGCCGACGCCGCCUCAGUCUCGAGCUUUGGCAGCUCUAUUUCGCUCCUCAAGAGCAAAAUGAGCAAGAACUCCAGUUCAUCGACAUCAUCAUCCAAGAAGUCUCCGAACCUAAUCGCCCGGCAACGGGCCGCUGAGGACGCGAAUACUCAGAUUAUGAUUUCACAGGCUGCAUACUGGCCGUCAUCUGUCCGUCGCAACUUGUAA